UUCCCAAUUUGGGGUAGCAGUCUCCAAUACGUAGUAUGUUUCGACCUGCCUGAUGGUAAAAUGAAUAUCAUUGACAAUAGCCUGGCUGAAUCCCACUCCUCAUUCAAUGCCAAAUCCGGAAAAAACCACCAUCAAUGUUGAAAAAAUUCUUGGCCGAUUCACUUACCAAGUGCAAGGUUCCAAAAAUGGAGACUCAAAUAAGAAAAUACACUACCCACAUGGUAACAAUGUCGUGGAGGAACAACAUAGUCUCAAUGGAGACAGGGGUGUAUGUGAUGCGCCAUAUGGAGACCUACUUUGGCGAAAGAGAGAAAGAAUGGGAGUGCGGGUUCAAUGCAAAGGGGGGAAAGAGCUUGGACAUGUUGCGAAUCAAGUUUGCAAAGACACUACUUAUAUGUGCACACAACACCCGAGGUGCCAUCAACCAAGCUGUCGCCACUUGGCAUUGGAAGGGAAAGCCGACAAAGUUCAACUUUGAUAAGUGGGUCGAUCAAUAUGGGCUGGAUUGA
Messenger RNA from Salvia splendens (bonfire salvia), 509 nucleotides. RefSeq lists its product as uncharacterized. The transcript has 2 exons. The record is from RefSeq and is a predicted model, not a curated record. Bases 135 to 509 code for a protein of 124 amino acids. NCBI's taxonomy places the organism in Eukaryota, Viridiplantae, Streptophyta, Magnoliopsida, Lamiales, Lamiaceae.